AUGGGACCAGCAGGCAGUGGCAAGUCCACCUAUUGUAGCAACAUACAACAAUAUUGUGAAGAACUGAGGCGAACUGUCCAUGUUGUAAACCUUGACCCUGCUGCUGAACACUUUGAUUAUUCAGUUUUAGUUGAUAUUCGUGAAUUGAUCAACAUAGAAGAUGUAAUGGAAGAUCCAGAUUUGAAGUUUGGUCCCAAUGGAGGUCUUGUAUUUUGUAUGGAGUACUUAGCACAAAACAUGGACUGGCUUCAUGAACAACUGGAUGACAUUGAAGAUGAUUAUAUAUUGUUUGAUUGUCCUGGACAAAUUGAACUUUACACCCAUAUUCCUGUGAUGCGUCAAAUUGUGGAUACACUUCGUAACUGGAACUUUAACUUGUGUGCUAUAUUUACUGUUGAUUCACAGUUCAUGAUUGAGGCUUCUAAGUUUGUGAGUGGAGUUUUGUCAGCCCUGUCCACAAUGAUUACUCUUGAAAUACCACAUGUAAAUGUCAUGACUAAAAUUGAUCUUCUUAGUAAGAAAGCAAAAAAAGAAUUAGACAGAUACUUGGAACCAAAUAUGUCAACAUUACUAGCUGAUGAGUUCAACAAUAUGAAACAUGGAUCCAAAUUUCAUAAGUUGAAUGCAUUAAUGGCUCAAAUGGUUGACGAUUAUGGUCUAGUUACAUUUAUGCCCUUAGACAUCAGUGAAGAAGAUAAUGAUAGCCUCAAUGACAUUUUACUCCAAGUGGAUAUGGCUAUUCAGUAUGGAGAGGACCUUGAGCCAAAAGAACCCAGGGAUAUACCAGAUGACAAUGAUGAAGGGUUUGGUUGA
This is a messenger RNA of Acanthosepion pharaonis, 813 nucleotides long. Lineage: Eukaryota; Metazoa; Mollusca; Cephalopoda; Sepiida; Sepiidae. The record is from the annotation of a GenBank genome assembly.